Schistocerca piceifrons (Central American locust) is the source of this 4666-nucleotide messenger RNA. RefSeq names its product serine/threonine-protein kinase BRSK2 (gene sff). Gene Ontology annotation, biological process: microtubule cytoskeleton organization; protein phosphorylation; intracellular signal transduction. Gene Ontology annotation, molecular function: protein serine/threonine kinase activity; tau-protein kinase activity; ATP binding. The transcript has 14 exons. NCBI's taxonomy places the organism in Eukaryota, Metazoa, Arthropoda, Insecta, Orthoptera, Acrididae. Gene Ontology annotation, cellular component: cytoplasm. The coding region runs from base 27 to 2465 and encodes 812 amino acids. The record is from RefSeq and is a predicted model, not a curated record.
GGGACUCGCACACGACGGAGGGAAACAUGCAAAAGGAAAAUAACACCAACUCUGGGGAGCACCAGCAAUAUGUUGGACCCUUCAGGCUGGAGAAAACACUCGGAAAAGGCCAAACAGGUCUGGUUAAACUUGGUGUUCACUGUGUUAUGGGCAAGAAGGUAGCUAUCAAAAUCAUCAACAGAGAGAAACUGAGUGAGUCCGUGCUUAUGAAGGUUGAGAGAGAGAUUGCCAUUAUGAAGCUGAUUGACCAUCCACAUGUUCUUGGUCUGUCUGAUGUCUAUGAAAACAAGAAAUAUCUGUAUUUGGUGCUAGAACACGUAUCUGGUGGAGAACUGUUUGAUUAUCUGGUGAAGAAAGGUCGUCUGACUCCAAAGGAAGCAAGGAGAUUUUUCCGUCAGAUAAUUUCUGCCCUUGACUUCUGCCACAGCCAUUCUAUCUGCCAUCGAGAUCUGAAACCUGAAAAUCUUCUGUUGGAUGAGAAAAACAACAUAAAAAUAGCUGACUUUGGCAUGGCAUCUCUUCAGCCAGCUGGCAGUAUGCUGGAGACUAGCUGUGGAUCGCCUCAUUAUGCCUGCCCUGAAGUUAUACGGGGUGAAAAGUAUGAUGGCCGCAAAGCCGAUGUGUGGUCAUGUGGUGUUAUACUUUAUGCACUUCUUGUUGGAGCACUGCCAUUUGAUGACGAUAAUCUCAGGCAACUGUUGGAGAAAGUGAAACGAGGUGUAUUUCACAUUCCACAUUUUGUUCCACCUGACUGCCAGAACUUGCUGAGAGGAAUGAUUGAGGUCAAUCCAGAAAAGCGACUUACACUGGCAGACAUAAACAGACAUCCCUGGGUGACGGCUGGUGGAAAGGGCGAAUUAGAGUUGGAACUGCCAAUGAUGGAGGUUGUCCAGACACACAUUAUACCUUCCAUUGAUGCCAUGGAUCCAGAUGUGCUUCAGGCCAUCUCUAGUCUCGGUUGUUUCAAAGAUCGGGAAAAACUAAUUCAAGAAUUGUUGAGCCCAAACCACAAUACUGAAAAAGUUAUCUACUUUUUACUUCUGGAGAGGAAGCGCCGUCGCCCAGCAUUUGAAGAUGACACAGAAGCAAUUGUCAGAGUACGCUCAGAAUCAAGUGAUCCUCCCAGGAAAAGAAUAGAUACUUGCAAAGUUAAUGGUACUGCUAAUUACCAGUUUGGGCAGAUAAGUGAAGGUUCACCACUUACUCCUCGUCGCCAGCAAUUUGGCUCUGGAUCUACCAGGCACCACAGCAGGCGAUCACCAGCAAGUGUUCAUUCAACUAGCAACCACCAGGUGACCUCACCAGUUGCAACACUACAUGCAGGCCUCAAUAAUGCGUCACCUGGCAACCUAUCUCCUGGCCCACAGAGGGCAGCAUCUGCGCACCAUCACCAUCAUCACCAUUACCGGCCUGUUGGUUUAGCUCCACCAUCACCCCAUCAUCAGAGAGCCAAUAGCAGUGGUGGGACGCCUGAAAUCAAUACAGAUGCUUCAGCUGGUCUGAGCACUGUGAAUGUGGCACCUUGUACCCCACCUGGAUCACCACAUACAAGUACAACAGGCCAUCAUUGGAGAUCUAGGCUUACAACAAUAAAAAAUAGUUUUCUUGGGAGUCCCAGGUUCCAUCGGCGGAAGUUGCAAACAUCCUCAGAAGAAGUACACCUUACACCUGAGUCUUCACCUGAACUAACAAAGAAGUCAUGGUUUGGCAGCCUUAUGACCACUGAAAAAGAUGAAACCUUCACUAUAUUGGUCAAAGGAAAACCAUUAGCUACAGUCAAAGCUGAUCUCAUUCAUGCCUUCUUAUCAAUAGCAGAACUCAGUCACAGUGUGUCGAGUCCGAUGUCAUUCCGAGUCGAGUACAAGAGGGGUUCUACUGCUCCAGCCAUGUUCCAGAGACAAGUCAGGUUCCAGGUGGAUGUGUCCACCAUAACAAAACAGUCUGGAGACAGCCCCAAGGAGUACCUGUAUGCUAUAACCUUCACUCUCUUGUCAGGUAACAUCAGGAGGUUCAGGAGGGUCUGCGAGCACAUCCAGUCGCAGGUGUGCAGUCGCAGGCCGCCCCCUUCCCCACGAGCAGCACGCAAGUUCACCACCGAGCUGAGUGAAAGCUCCAGCUGUGGUUCCGACACGUCUGAGCGACUGUCUCCUUACCCUGGCACAAGGCAGGUGGAAUCUGACAUCGAAAGUGACACCUCAGUGUUUGAUGUCAAAUCUCCAACGCGAGACACAAGCCCAAGUGGAGGAGGCAGCAGUGGAAGUGGAAGGAGACGGAGUUGCACCAGCAGCAAUAACAACAAUAAUGGGGGUGGCAGUGGAGGCGGCUCAGGGGGAGAGAGCAGCAGUGGUGCCACAACAGUCUCCUGUCCCACGUCCACUGAGACAAUGACUCCUACCCUUAAGGCAGUGCGUUCAAGUAGUGAAAGCCCCAGUGGAGUGGUGGACGCACAAGGUUCAGCUACGUGAGGACUGAGCCAAUAAGAGUGUUCAACUCCCUGUUUGAACUGAAGAGCAACAAAGCUUUUUGCAGCAUUUUUGUGGCUUGGUCAUGAGGACUGCUCUAUUCACAAGAUGCUGGUCCUGGGAGUGUGUUUACACUCAACUUUCUCCCUCAGACUUCAAGUGAAAAAAUUGUGAUGAGUAUUAAAAAGUGCAAUAGUGGCACUAGUUAUCAGGAAUGCUUUCAUAAGAGUAAGGCAAAAAAGUCUUUUAUUUUGCAUAUGAUUACUUUCACAUCAUCAGCUGACUAUAUAUAGGAACACUGCUUCAGCAGAGCACAGAACUAAAAAGACAGCCUUAGUGAAAAUGUUGCAGAUGACAGCAAGUUUCAGUGGAGAUAGUUGAGAGAACUGUCUGUUACACUGAACUUUUACAGGCUUUACAAAACAAUGGUGUGUAAUAUGUAAAUUGCACCACUGGAUGACAUUCCACAAAUGAAGCACAUUUUAUGAUGCCUCGUCAUAAUUCUAAUUUGUGAAGAGCUUUGAUUUUAAUCUGAUAGAAUAAAUAAGCUUGUUCAGGGAACGUUUAUUCAGGCCUUGCCUCGCAGUUUUCAUUUAGAUAUGCAUGUUGUACUGUUAUAUGUGUAUGUAGUAUUUAUGAGAAAAGUUGUACAAUCAGUUGUUUUCAGAACAUUUUUGCUAUGCUGGCCAGUGAUAACUUGUGCAAUAAAUUUAAUUCUUGUGAUUACUGUUAUUAAAUUAGUUACUGUUAUCCAGUUUUCAAAAAAAAUUGCAACAUUGUAUUAAAUACUGAGUUGAAAAGUUGUUGGCGCAUCCUCCUCCUCCUCCUCACUUUUUUAAUCUGUAGGGUUUAUGAAUGCCUAGCAGAGAGAGAAUUAUGUAAUUAUCUGCUUUCUUCCUAAUAAGGCAUUAAUUCCCUAAAAUGUGAGGAGUGACAGGCAAAUGCAUCAUCUUAAGUAAAAUUGUGAAAUGUCCCACCAGGGAAAUUAUGCCGUCAUCUUAAGUGUAUAUUACUGUUAAUUUAGCACCAGUGUUGUGACUCUAUUUGAUAACUGAGGAAAGACUGUGUUUAAAUUGCUAAGUAAUGCUGAAAAUGUUAAAACUACUCUCUAAGUUUGUUUCGUCUUUUACACUGAUGCUAUUUAUUUAUUAGAUUUCUGUGUUAUAACUAAUUAUGAGCACUUCACAAACAGUGAAAUAUUCUGGUAUACCAGAGUUAUUCCAGGUAGAAAAACGAUUUACUGGGAUAAUUUUUAUCAUAUCUUUUAUAUGUACUGAUGCAUAUUAGCAGUCAUAUGCAGCAAUGCUGUGAUAUUACUUUUAGAUUGAUACAACUGAUACGUUACCACGUUUUACACAUUUGAACAUUCCUAGUAGAUAAGUCCUUUCAAUUAAUUUAAUUGUAUUUGGGGAAACUCUACCAUUUCUGUCUCUGUAAACAAAUUUACUCUGCAAGGCUUCUGUAUAUGAUAACAGAAUUCGUUUUGCUGUGGUGUUGCACUGCCUUGCCAGAAUAUGUUGUACAUAAUAUUAGCAAUCAUUCGCCCUCAGACUUAUUUGUCAUUUACUUUUUGAUGAUAUUCAUAAUUGGCUGGCUUGACUAUUCCCUCACGUAUUGCUGAUAAGACUGUUUUGCAUUAUUUUUCAAUAUCCUAGAUGGUAAGCUGAUUUCCACUUUCAAAACUAUUGUAAUGUGUAACUGAAGUAACAACUGCAAAUUGUAAUAGCAGGACAGAAAGGAAAGGCAAAAAUAUGAACCACUGAGGGUUGUACUUUUGCAAGUAAUAAAUGCAAGAGAUGUUUGUUUCUCAAAUGUAUAUGCAUAACGAGAAUAAGACUAACUUCUUAGGGUGAGCUAAUUUGUUUACAAAUGAAGGACAUCAGUUAGAAAAUGCCAGAACCAUGUUUUCAUUACUCUUGUGUGAAUCUGCAUAGAUGUUAUACAAGCUGAUUAUGUUACAAAAUCAAAUACAAAUAUUUGUUCCUGUAGCAAGAGUAAAAACAUAUUUUUAAUUCAAUUGUGACAUUCACAUUUACUUUUAUUUUUUCACAGUGCUUUAAUGAUGACUUGUAUAUGUUAUUCCCAUUCUUUCUCUUUGAGGUACAUGCAGUUUCUAGCAUUCCACUUCUGUAGUCAUUUUUCAUCUUUAACUUCCACAUAAUCUAAUUUAAUGAAUCAGGAAAUGCACAGAAAAACCAUGCCAU